Messenger RNA from Trichoplax adhaerens, 1149 nucleotides. RefSeq lists its product as uncharacterized. Bases 1 to 1149 code for a protein of 382 amino acids. The transcript has 2 exons. The record is from RefSeq and is a predicted model, not a curated record. Lineage: Eukaryota; Metazoa; Placozoa; Uniplacotomia; Trichoplacea; Trichoplacidae.
AUGUCUAAUACAAAGCAAGUACACAUUACACAAUAUCUAUGCUUUGCUAUGAGUGCUAUUAAGCAUGCCAUUGCAUCCAAAUUUAACGAUGGCUAUAUACAAUUUAUGGAUAAAACAUGGUACAGUAAAGCUAUCUACUUUAAACUGGAUUAUCAUUCACCUGCUUAUGUGAACGAGAAUCUAACCGUUAAAUCAUGGUCGGAUGCUUCGAAUAAUCGAAUUAAUUGUCAGAUAAUGCGAGAUAACGAUUGUUUAAGUACAUUUUCAAUAAGUUUUAAUCCUGAUCUAAAAUACAUUCCAGGCCUAUUACCAUUGGCAUUGGAUGUAGUAAACUAUGACCUAUUUACCAUUACGUAUAACCUGGAUAAUUUCUUUCAUUAUCGUGAUCGAUUUAAUCAACCUGACCUCUGUAAAUUCAUAUUUGCAUAUGCUGAAACGCUUGGCACUUCAGUGCGAUACGGUAUCUGGGAUAUUCCCAAAUUAUUAUCUGGUACUAAAGGUUCUAUGGUAUUAAUCGCCAAUCAGUGUACCAUCGAUCCUGUAUUCUAUACUAUGGAUCCCGAUGCAUCAUCAAGGUUAAGUUUACAAUUAACAUCAAUCAGUAAUAGAUCAUUUAUAUCUACUUACGAAAUAAUUGAUAAUCAAACUGAAAAAGUCAUGCAUAGAACUGACAGUAUUACUGUCUUCCUAAAAGAUGGCAAGCCUGAAGUAUUUCCUGAUUCAUUUAAAGAAACAUUAUUACGUAAAGUGCCUUUCAAGAUAUCUGCUGAAAAGCCUCAACCUCUAUUUGAUAGCAUACCUUCAAGUCAUUAUACAUAUCAUAGGAAGGUGCGAUUUAGUGAUCUUGAUUUUAAUGAUCAUGCCGGCUAUGCGAAUUUAGCUACUUUCUGUAUGGAUGCAGCAAGCAAUGCCAUAUCGUCAAAAAGCUCAGCCUACAAGCUUGACUUCGGCCAAGAUUUCAACCCGAGCUGCGUUCGUCAAAUCAAUUUUGUUUGUCGUAGUCAAUUAUUUCCUGAUGACGAAUUUGCAGUUGAUACAUGGCAAGGAUCUGAAAACAAUACUCUGUACUUCAAUGUAAGGCAAGGAAACAAAAUGAUAUGCCAGUCUGAAAUUGUAAUAGAUCCUCAAUCGAUAUGUAGGAGUAAUUGA